AUGCCUCAGGACAAGAAAGGCGUGAGUGCGCAGCCUGCGCAGGUCGAGGACUACGACAGCGACGAGAGCCGCGUCGUGCCCGAGACGGUCGUCCAGGCGUCGCACACUGGCCGUCCAGCUCGCAGCCAACAUGCCAACCUCAACUUGAAACCCACGGAUCGCUCCUCCCACCGACGAGAUGCAGCCAGCGACUCGGGCUACUCGUCGCACGCCAGCGCGCCGCUGGUCAGCACUUCCAGCAAAUCCCCUGCCCCUGCGCCCGCCAUGACUUCAGCGCGACAGCCACAGAGUCCUGUCAAAACCAAGCCCAUUCUCCACCGCGCCGACAGUGCGAGGAGCACUCAGAGAUCGCACACUGUGGCCGCUUCCACUACCAAAUGUCCGCGCGGAGAUUCUAAUUGUCGAAAUCCCAAAUGCUAUUCAGAGCCUAACCCUGAGCGACGUCAUACCUUUUACCAACCGCCGACGACUCAGCAACCACCGCCGCCGCAGCAGUACUCUCCCGCCCAGUAUCAGGCAGUCCCUCAGUACCAGUACGCGCAAGUCAACUCUGGCCAGAUGAGCGCUGCUCAAGCCAUGCCUCCGCCAGCGCGACCUCGGUCUGGUUCGAUGUCGCGACCAAGGCCACUCAGCAUGAAUGCAGGCUACGCAUACGAUUCCACUCGACCGGGACCUCCUCCUUCAGCCUCUGCAUACUACCCGUACUAUGCUCAACAAGCGCAGUAUCUCGGAACGACACCGCCGACUCAAGUCGUCCCAUAUCCACAGUCUCCACUGCCUCAAUCGCCAACAUCACCAACAGCAACGACGUACCCUGGCUUCCCUGGCUAUGCUGGCGGCCUUUCUGCUCGACAGAUGAAUCCAAACGUUCCUGGACUGGAAACGUUCAAGCCUGCAGCACCUGGCCUUACCCGAACAGUAUCAGCGAGACGACCAAGCGAUCGCCCUGCCAUGCCAGGCAAGUUCCCAGACCCUGAAUCGACCGAAUCAGAAUCCGACUCUGCUUCUUCGGGGAGCGAGUACUCCGAAUCUGAAGAAGAGGAUCACCACAGACGACGGCGCGAAUCUUAUCGAGAUCCACGACCACAGGAGCGAAGGAUGGCAGUCGUCCAACAAUCGUCGCGGCGACCUUCGGUCAACAAGAAGUACUACACUGAAACGGCGGUGCCAACCAAGAGUCGACGGGAAUCACGACCGCAAGAACCAUUACGACGUGCACCUCGAUCGGACACCGGGCUCGACUACCCAUCGUCAUCGGACAUCAACGACUCCGACAGGACACAACGAGCUGUCGUUGAUCGCAACCAUCGACGAAGCACGCUAUCGUCGGCGCAUAGCAGCCGUCGGCCAUCUGUGUCGACCACAGCCUCGUCGGGACGUACCAAGGCCACGUCGCUGUCGAGCAUGACCGACUACUCUCGAGUCAUCAUCGAAAGCCCAACUGGCCGACGUUCCGCUUAUCUAUCCAAAGAGGACCAAGCGAAGCUCAUCAAACGAUUGCAGGACCAAAGGCUCGACGACAAAAUUGAAGAACAGCGCAUGCGCGAGGAGAAGGUCGCCGCCUAUCAACGCAACAUCGGUGGCGAACCAUACGAACUCACUGCUGAAAAUAUCAAAGCCCAAAACCGUAAGAGCGGCUCUCAUUCGCACUCCCAUGUCUCUCGUGGCAAGAGUAGCAACCAUUCGGGAUCCAAGGCUUCUCGAUCAGAUGGCAUCAAGAUCAAGAGUGGCGAUACCGUACUCCACGUCUACGGCGACGCGAAAAUUGAGAUGAGACCAGGUGAAGAUGGUGGCGCGCCACAGCUAGUGAUUGCGAGCACUUCUGGAAGGGACAGCGGCUAUCAAGGCAGCAGUAAUUCAAAGAGCUCUGGGUCUCGAAUGGGCCGCUCUCGCGUCUCGAGACGAGACAAGGUCAUCCGUGAAGAAGAACUUUACGACGAAGGAGGGUUCGAGAAAGGGUACUGA
This is a messenger RNA of Zasmidium cellare ATCC 36951, 1965 nucleotides long. RefSeq lists its product as uncharacterized. Bases 1 to 1965 code for a protein of 654 amino acids. The transcript has a single exon. The record is from RefSeq and is a predicted model, not a curated record. Lineage: Eukaryota; Fungi; Ascomycota; Dothideomycetes; Mycosphaerellales; Mycosphaerellaceae.